UCAUCAUCGCCGUCGUCGCCGUCGUUCAACAACGUGCUUCAUCGUUUAUGCGUGUGCUUUAAGCCACUGGGUUCAACUUCACUCUUUUAGUUGUUGCCCGUCCAAUCUUUUUGUCGCUUCGCUCCUUCUUUCGCUGCUGAUAUUUUGACCGUGCUUGGAACCAACCCACGCAUCUGAACGGAAGUUUUAUUCCCACUUUCUUCCUUUGCAUUGGCUCCCUCGAAAUUCUCGAGAGACAGCACCUUUUGGUCUUAUUUCCCAUAAUCACUUCGAAUCAAGGGCCAGCUCCCGAUUCAAUAUUCAAUAUUCACUACGCUCAUUUGUUGAACACCCCUUUGGAAUAUCGCACAAACACACACACACACACACAUCGACACGAUGCAGAUUACCGAAACCCUACUCGCUGCACGCAGCAAUAUCGCCGCUCGCUCCCCCAUGGAUAGCGAGCCUCAGAGCGAGAACACAAUGACGCUUAUGAUUGUGCUCUUUGCUCUCUUCUUCAUGGGUAUUCUCAUGGCUGCUGUGCUGCUCCUGCUUCGACGCAUCAGGCUCCAACAACAGAUGCGUGCAGAGGGCUUGCCACAGUACCAUCAGGUUGCCGGCAAGCGCGACCCGAAUCACCGCCGUCUUACCAUCCAGACAACUCCCGUCGGUGACGGUCGCCACAGCGUUCUUGUCUUCCGUGACGGCCAGCCUAUGCUUGCAAACCCUCAGUCGCCGCCCCACUCGCCUGACAACGUCCCUCAGAUUCACAUUACCUUCCCUGACGAGCAUGACGAGUCCGGCAGGCCCAGGAGUGGCCGCGUUAUGCUUGUCCGGGUUGGUGAGAACGCUGUCGGCAUGGAGCCUCUGCAGGAUGACGAGCAGCUCCCUGCUUACCAGAAGGAGAACCCAUCACAAUUUUACUCGAUCGACAUUGAAAAGAUCGGAGGGUUGAAGGAGAAGGACCAAACUUUCCGCUAAAGUUGGGGGCCACCCAUAUAUUGCGCCCGACUUUUGAAGGCCGCUGUCGUCUUAAUAUACCUUACGACUUCGCGGAAGAUCUACGCAGAAUAUAGUUUGCGGCCCACUCUUACUCAAUGUUAAUUCAACCCUAAUAACUCGACCAAUAUCCUGGGCCGCCGCUUCGGUGCGCGCUGGCCCACGCGUUGGGUAUCCUGGAUGUCCAGCAUCUUCACACCAGGCAACAGGUAUAUACAGACCUAAUUGUCCCAUCGAUUGGCUGCGGGUCGAGGGGAUAGCUGGAUCAUUUUGAAUCACGUCCAGUUUGGAGGUCGAUAGCGCAGUUGAAGAAGUCUAGAACUAGUGGCAUUCUUCCCUGUAGAUUCUAAUAUUGUAUAAUUACGACUCGUUGCAAGACAAGCACGCGCCGAAAUAUAUCACUAGCGCCAA
Molecule: messenger RNA, 1392 nt
Organism: Pyricularia oryzae 70-15
Lineage: Eukaryota; Fungi; Ascomycota; Sordariomycetes; Magnaporthales; Pyriculariaceae
Exons: 2
Coding region: 379-963 (194 amino acids)
Source: RefSeq, a predicted model, not a curated record